Messenger RNA from Zingiber officinale, 543 nucleotides. Its product is annotated as dirigent protein 22-like. The coding region runs from base 1 to 543 and encodes 180 amino acids. The transcript has a single exon. NCBI's taxonomy places the organism in Eukaryota, Viridiplantae, Streptophyta, Magnoliopsida, Zingiberales, Zingiberaceae. The record is from RefSeq and is a predicted model, not a curated record.
AUGGCAUCAUCUCCUUCCUUCUCCUCCUCUUUCCUCCUGCUCUUCACCAUCUUGGCCGCCGCCGCCGCCGCCACCAUCGCCGCCAGACCUGAUGGUUACAUGCACCUGCGCUUCUACAACCACGAGAGAAUCCUCGGCUCCGGCCCCAAUGCCACCGUCGUCUACGCUGUCGAGCGUCGCGGCUCCACCUCCGGUGCCGGCUUUGGCAAUAUCAUUGUCUACGACAACCUUCUCCGCUUGGGGGUCGAGACCGACUCGCCUAUUAUCGGUCGGAAUCAGGGCAUGGGAGUCGGCUCCAGCCUGGCUGAGAACUCCGGCCUCACCAACUGCCAGCUAGUGUUCACCGCCGGCAAAUACAACGGCAGCUCCCUCGCUGUGCAGGGGUUGUUCCCUGUCGCCCCGCUUGAGACCGUGUUUGAGAGGGCGAUCACCGGUGGCACAGGACGAUUCCGGUUGGCUAGAGGCUAUCUCUUGACGACGGAAGUACGCAGCACCAGCACAACCCUCACCGGACAGCUCGACGCUUACAUCACAUUUCGUUAA